Tachysurus fulvidraco (yellow catfish) is the source of this 3845-nucleotide messenger RNA. It is a transcript of the gene rcor3, whose product is annotated as REST corepressor 3. Lineage: Eukaryota; Metazoa; Chordata; Actinopteri; Siluriformes; Bagridae. Gene Ontology annotation, cellular component: histone deacetylase complex; transcription regulator complex. Bases 121 to 1743 code for a protein of 540 amino acids. Gene Ontology annotation, molecular function: transcription corepressor activity. The transcript has 12 exons. The record is from RefSeq and is a predicted model, not a curated record. Gene Ontology annotation, biological process: regulation of transcription by RNA polymerase II; negative regulation of DNA-templated transcription.
CAGUAGCGUUGUGGCUCAAGCUGCGCAGGGGAGUUAUUGCGAGGGACAGGAACCCUAGCUGCAAAAAAAACGUGCAUAUAUUUUUAAUUUUAUAAAGAUAAAUAAAUAAAUAUCAUUAUAAUGCCUGGCAUGAUGGAUAAAGGGUCGGAUUACCUAGGUAAAGGUCGGUCUAACGGGACGAAAAGCCCCUCAAACGCCUCGAAUGGCCAUUUUUCUGAUGAGAGUGGCAGCGACGAAGAGCACGAUGUCGGAAUGCGUGUGGGAUCCGAUUAUCAAGCCAAUAUUCCUGAAUAUGAUCCUGGUUCUACCAAGUACAGUGAUAAAGAUACAGGAGGCAUGUUGGUGUGGUCUCCGUAUCAUACUAUUGCGGACACUAAAUUGGAUGAAUACAUUGCCAUAGCAAAGGAGAAACAUGGCUAUAAUGUGGAGCAGGCACUUGGCAUGCUCUUCUGGCAUAAGCACAACAUUGAAAAGUCCCUGGCAGACCUGCCCAACUUCACCCCUUUCCCAGAUGACUGGACGGUGGAGGACAAAGUGCUGUUUGAGCAAGCCUUCAGCUUCCAUGGCAAGAGCUUUCAUAGGAUCCAGCAGAUGUUGCCAGAUAAAUCCAUAUCAAGUCUUGUGAAGUACUACUAUUCAUGGAAAAAGACCAGAUCCAGGACAAGCUUGAUGGACAGACAAGCAAGAAAGCUGGCAAACCGAAGUAAUCAAGAUGAAAGUGAUGAGGAAAUGGAGGAGGCCAAUCCUAUUGAGGCAAAUGACAGUGAUUAUGACCCUACAAAAGAGACGAAGAAAGAGAUCCAUGUUGAGCCACAGAUAAUGAGCUCUAAGAUCAGCAUGGGCCGGAGAGACCAUCAGACACUGCAGCAUCGGCACCACUCACAACGCUCCAAGUGCCGUCCACCCAAAGGCAUGUACCUCACGCAGGAGGAUGUGGUGGCGGUGUCCUGCAGCUCCACUGCUGCUAACACUGUCCUCCGACAGCUCGACAUGGAGCUUGUCUCUCUUAAAAGACAGGUCCAAAAUGCCAAGCAACUGAACAGUGCUCUGAAACAGAGGAUUGAAUCUGGCAUAGAUGAACACCGCCUGCCUGAGUCCAACCAAAAAAUCAACGCACGCUGGACAACAGAUGAGCAGCUCCUAGCAGUUCAAGGAGUACGCAAGUAUGGCAAAGACUUCCAGGCCAUUGCAGAUGUUAUUGGCAAUAAAACAGUGGGGCAAGUUAAGAACUUCUUUGUGAACUAUCGACGCCGUUUUAACCUGGAGGAGGUGCUACAGGAGUGGGAAGCCGAGCAGGGAACUCGUGCUCCCAAUGGAGAUAGUUCAGCUGCUGGAGAGGAUGGAAAAAACAACUCCAAUCCACCUUCAGGAAAGAGCACAGAUGAAGAGGAAGAGGAAGGUCAGGUGACGCCUGUCUCUGGACCCUCUCCCAUAGCUGUAGCAUCACUGUCCAUGGCAGCAGCAAGCGGUAGCACCUCUUUGAAUCAGCCUCCACCUUUACUACGGCCGUCUCUGCCAGCCACUCCUGCACUGCAUCGCCAGCCUCCACCCCUCCAGCAGCAGGCUCGUUUCCUGCAGCCUCGUUCGGCUCUGAACCAGCCACCGCCACUCAUUCGGCCUUCUAACCCACUCCCCCCACGCCUCAAUCCUCGCCCUGCUGCUCCAGCCAACACUGGCAUAGGCCCACAGCCCCCCACACUAGUGGGAAUCCCUUCUGAAAACCCAUCCUCUUCUCUGCACUGAGCAUGAGCAUUAUACCCUAAAUUGAGGAAGAGAAAGAAGCACUUGCAAAAAAAUUUGUUGUUGAAUUUGUGGUAUUGUUUUCUAUCACAGUUAUGUUAUCAUCAUCAGAGGACAGUACAGAUGAGAAAUUUAAAAAAAAUCUGGUCCUGGUCAGCUUCUGUGCAUUUUGCUAUUGGUUUUCCAAGUCUCUGUAACAGUGCUGGAGUGAUGAACAUCAUUCCUUCAAAAAGAUUUCUCUAUUUAGUGUUUUGAUGAUGGUGGUGGAGAGUGCUGACAAACCUGGUGCUCCAAAAUCUGCUGUUGACUGAAGUCCAAAAAUUUACAUCAUAUUCACACUAAUCAAUCACUGAGUCCUGGUCCCCUGUGGAUUGGGGUCUUUCUGCAAGAGACCCUUCACAUCGGGUUAGGUCUUCUUGUCAUAGCAAAAGUUUUCUAAGAAGUACUUUGUAUUGAUUCACAGCAAUUGAUUCUUUGAAUUUGUCAACAAUUUGCAUGUAACCUUAGCCUUUGACUGAUAUGUGUAUAUUAUGUUUAUUUAAAUAUUGUGUAACUGACCCUUUUAAAAUGUUUUACUCAAAACAUGUUGCUCUUAUUACUUCAUACAAAUGGCAAAACACAACUCCUGCAUUCUAAAAAUGUGUUUGCUGCAAACCAGAUGUCCAGGGGGUUGAGCUGGGCUUGAUCCAACUCUUAUAACCCUAAUCUAUGAGACACACUACAACACAGAACAAUACACUUAUCCAUACUGAAACACACAGUUGUCUCUGCCUCCUGGACUUUUUGCUCAAAUCUGAUGCAGGCGGAACCGAAUUAGUUCAGACUUUCCCAUUUGACAAUAAAGCAUUUACUGGUAUUUGCACACAGUCAGAGUGACAGUGAGGUGGGGUUUUUUAAGGACUAAUCAAGUCCUUCAUUUUCCUGAUGUAAGUGUUCAGUGCACAUUUUUUGUGACACUCUUGUCAUGUGUAUAUAAACAUUAUUUAUUUUUAUACUUGGUGCUAAUGACUACAGACAGAUUAAUGCCUAAUGUCCAGAUCUUAUGCCAUAAAAGUGCUCUUAAAGUUUAAGAGAACAUCGUGUUUUUUUAAAUGGACAUUUCAGACUUUAAACAUUGUCACAAGUCUUGAGUCUCUCCGCAAACUACUGUGGACAUUACAUGAUGAUGACUGGCCAAUUGAUUUUCAUCGGAGCAUGGUAAUUAAUAGCAUGGAUUACAAUCUUGUUGAUUAUGAACAUCAAGGGGUCUCGACGUUAAUUAAGAAAUUUUAUGUAAUAUUCAAAUAUUAGUCAUAUUUUUUUGUUUCAUCUUCAAACUGUUAUGGUCCUAAUAAUUGUACAAAUCAUAUUACACAUACAGAUUCCAGUAGACAUUAUUUGAGUUAUUGAGAUUGACAUGUUGAACAGGCUAAUAACUAAUAAUAGGUAUCAGAACUUUGGUGUUUUCGCCACUUUAAAAAUUUGAUAAUCAUGGCCCCCUGAUCAUACAUGGCACUUGUCAUCUUGUGCAGUCAUUUCCAUCCAACUGUUAUUAUUUAUUUGUACAUGUUGGUUGUUGCUUUUGGGAUCAUUGGAUAGAAUAGCAGAUGAUUGAACCAGAGAUUAAGCUGUUGACUGAGUGAGUUCAGUCCAAUGCUGGUAGUUCCAUUUUUUAUUGUACCUUGUAGCAUUAAAUUAUGUACCUUUUUAUGUAGAUAUGUUAUUGAUAUGUUUAUUUGCCUAUACAAAAAAAAUUAUACUUGUUCUUCAUUUUAUAAUCUUCACUGUUUUGCUGUAAUUCCACUUUGUUUUGUUAGUUAAGUCUGUAGAGAUGUUGGGUUUGUGUUGUUCCUGCAUGUCACUAUGUUCAUAAAUUCAUUGCUGUGUAUGUAUUUUAAUCUGUUUGUGUUGUAUUUUGUCCCAUGUAUGCCAAAUUUAUAGUUUCUUUCAUGUCUAAAUUUGGUCCCUUUUUACACACUUACCUCUUAGAAUGUCAAAAUUAUUUAUAGCACUUAAGUAGAAGCCACUUUCUUAGUGGGUUAAAUUUUUUUCCCUGUAACACUUGACAGACACUAUGUCUACUUCCUCUGCAUUUCAGGCAUUAAAGCAGAAGUGUCCACACUAAA